Messenger RNA from Protopolystoma xenopodis, 327 nucleotides. The record is from the annotation of a GenBank genome assembly. NCBI's taxonomy places the organism in Eukaryota, Metazoa, Platyhelminthes, Monogenea, Polystomatidea, Polystomatidae.
AUGAGUUCCAGCUCUGAUAAUGUCCAUCAUGUGAUGGACGAAAUCUUAGCCCGAUUUUAUCCGAAACUAGAGAGGAUGACUCGUGGACUGCGUCAGCAUGAACGACGCAUUCAAGCAAAAUGGCUGCAGAACAACUCAAAUCUGCCGUCGUUUUCAGGUGAGACCAACCAACGAAUUUCUUCAUCAUACACUUCUAUACCAAAUGGCAUAGUAAUGGAGGUCUCUGGCGUCCUCCGUUUGUGGGAAAAUUCAGCUCAGUCCUUCAUCACCAGGUCUGCUCAAGUCCUACACAAAAAACGAAUAUACCAUUUACGUCCUGACCCUUAA